Drosophila serrata is the source of this 1422-nucleotide messenger RNA. It is a transcript of the gene tant, whose product is annotated as tantalus. Lineage: Eukaryota; Metazoa; Arthropoda; Insecta; Diptera; Drosophilidae. The record is from RefSeq and is a predicted model, not a curated record.
GUGUGUGAGACGGAGUCCAUUAUCAUUUUUGUGUGAUUUUUCGAACAAUUUCUAAAAGAUUAUGCCUGCCUACUGAUGGGCCGGUAAAACAUAAUGGAUAACAUCGUCUACGACUUUGCCAAGAUCACGUUUCAGCCGAAGGAGGUGGGACUGACCGAGAAUCGCGGAGCGAUUCCAAACCUCUCCUGGAGAGUGAAGGAGAUGUCCAUGACGGACAUAGAGAUGAUGCGGAGCACGACCAUACACGGUGCAGCAGGCGGCACCGAGUUGGAGGACGAUGUGAGCAGCGAGUCCAAUGCCUCCGAUGAAGUCGACUCGCAGCUGAGUCGCGGCGAGGACAACGACGACGAUAGCGACUGCAUUAGCGGCAGUUCCCGCUACAGCCACCACGGUGCAACACGUUCUGGUGUCUCUCGCCGCCGCAUGCCCGCCCGUGUGUCCAAGGACAACUUCAACCGCGUCUGCAGCGUCAUCAUGAAGCCAGCUAAGAAGAAGCAGCGCAAGGAGCUCAACACCAACGCCCAGACAAUGCGCAGCAUUGAGAAGCUCUACACAAGCAAGCGGCUGAAGAAAUUCACGCCGGCCAAUCUGGAGACUAUCUUCGAGGAGCCAAGUGAUGAGAAUGCCGCCGAUGCGGAGGACGACAGUGAAGAAUGCUCCAUAAGCAGCCAAGUGCGAAUUGUCAAGUUCGGUGGACGCAAGCUGCGGCGCGCCAUCUCCUUUAGCGAUGGCCUGAACAAAAACAAAAUGCUGCUGAAGAAGAAGAUCCGCCGACAGAAGGUGAAGAAAACGUUUGGGAAGCAUUUCGCUCUAAAGAAGAUAACCAUGACCGAGUUCCAUGAUCGUUUGAACAAAAGCUUCGACAGUGCCAUGCUCGAGGGCGAGGACGAACCCUUGGGCGAUGUCGCAGAGCUGCCUAAGACGGCCAUGACCAUGGAGGACAUACAACUGCCGGGAGGGCAACAACUGCAGCCAACGGCAUUCAAGUAGGCGGUAGAGAGAGACUGAAAGAUCCAUUCAUUCAUCAUUAUUGCAUCAUUUCAACCAACUAGUUGAUAGUGGCCAAGAAACUCGUACUGAUACCAACUAUGAAGCUACACACACACGCUCUCCCCUAGGAUUAAGCGGAAAGCAGAAGUUUAAGUUAUACGUAUGUGUAAAUAGCAAGUAGAGAAAGUAAACUAAAGCUACACCUAAAACUAAACUUAUCCAGCCAUAGAAUGCGAUUCUGUGCUUAGCCACUAAGUAAAAGGUAAUAAUAAGAAAUAAACGUUGCAAAAGGUUACAUAUCCACAUAUUCACUGCCCUCGUUAAAGAUUCUUUAAUGUUUAAAUUUGAAAAGUACUUGUGCGUCUACUUAGAUUUGAACCAGAUUAAAGUUCAAGUUCAGAGCAGCAGAAGAAAUAUCUUUAAUUUAAAUUA